This is a messenger RNA of Wyeomyia smithii (pitcher-plant mosquito), 1584 nucleotides long. Its product is annotated as UDP-glucosyltransferase 2-like. NCBI's taxonomy places the organism in Eukaryota, Metazoa, Arthropoda, Insecta, Diptera, Culicidae. Bases 18 to 1571 code for a protein of 517 amino acids. The record is from RefSeq and is a predicted model, not a curated record. The transcript has 2 exons. Gene Ontology annotation, molecular function: UDP-glycosyltransferase activity.
GUCAAACUUGUCGGACAAUGUUAACCAAAGAGCUAUUUAUAGUCAUAAUCGCUCUGACAAGUUUCAGUAAUGCAGCUAACAUUCUCUAUCUCGCAACUGUAACCUCCAGGAGCCACACGAUAUGGCACCGUCCCUUGAUUCACGCGCUGGCUGCCAGAGGCCACAACGUGACCGUCGUUGCCGUCGACGUCGAACAAAACCCUCCUCCAAACGUGACCUACAUCGAAAUCGAGGGAGCCUACGAGAGGUUCGCCCAGGAAGAAUUUAUGACCGACGUAGGGCAGAGCGACCCGAUUGGGAUGAUUUCCGAGAUGAAAUCAUUUACCGUAGCUUUCUGUGACCACGUACUACGUAGUGACGGCUUUGCCCAGCUCCAAGCCUAUCCGGAUGAGUUUCAAGUGGACGUAAUUCUAAACGAUUAUCUCUUCGGAUCGUGUCUCUCGGGGUACGCUCAAUACAAAUUCGGUCGGCCGCCGUACAUCGGACUUACGGCAUAUUCAGCUCAAGUGACUACACUUACAAUGACCGGUGCGUUUUCUUUUCCCUCGCUCGUUCCGCACCACAUGUGGGAUGCACCGGUGCCACUAAACUUCCGACAGCGGUUCCUGAAUUUAAUUUUUUACGUGUACGAGGAAAUUAGCAAAUACUCUCAAGUGUUACCAGCUCAGAAUCUGAUACUGAAAAGACUUGUACCGGAUAUUCCUAACCUGAGCGAAUUGGAACGGGAUACCAGGUUGGUGCUGCUGAAUUCCCAUCCUACAAUUCAGAUCGCAGAGCCGAUGAUGCCGAACGUGAUUCCGGUAGGAGGAAUGCACAUUAGAAGUGCUAAAACUCUUCCGGAAGAUUUGGAGCAAUGGGUAACCAGAUCGACGCGGCCGAUUGCGUUGUUCUCGCUUGGAACCAAUUUUAGAAGUGAUAAACUUGAUGCGAGCGUCAUAGAAAAUCUUCUAGCUGCAAUGCGAGAGCUGUCCGAAUUCCAGUUCUUGUGGAAAUUCGAGUCCGAUUUGUUGGAUUAUGAUGUACCGGAGAAUGUCUACAUAAGACAAUGGAUACCGCAAGGUGAUCUGCUAGCAAACCCUAAAGUUCAACUCUUUAUUACCCACAGUGGUUUGCUAAGUACUCAGGAAGCCAUUUGGCAUGGCGUUCCAAUCAUUGGGUUUCCGAUUUUCGCCGAUCAGUUUGCGAAUAUCGAGUACUGCGUCCGGCAGGGUUUAGCCAAGCGCCUAUUGAUUCGGAAAUUCGAAAGUCAACACCUAAUCGAUGCCGUGCGGGAGAUUAGUAGUGAAACAAGCUAUCAGGACAAUAUGACUAAACUGUCCAAAGUGUUCCGAGAUCAACCGGAAAGCCCUUUAGAUCGCGCAGUUUGGUGGAUAGAAUGGGUGCUUCGUAACCCGGAUACAAGGGUGCUGCAGAGCGGAGCGAUCGAUUUGCACUGGUUCGUGAAAUAUUCCAUGGAUGUUAUAACGGUGAUCGUGCUGGCGAUGGUCACUGUAGUGCUACUGGAGUGCUUGAUAGUGCCGGUAGCAGCCAAAUGGCGCAGAAAGAGGUUGCUAAAGGAGAAAAAGGAGUGAAAUUUACGCUGUA